Messenger RNA from Alternaria atra, 657 nucleotides. RefSeq lists its product as uncharacterized. Bases 1 to 657 code for a protein of 218 amino acids. Lineage: Eukaryota; Fungi; Ascomycota; Dothideomycetes; Pleosporales; Pleosporaceae. The transcript has 2 exons. The record is from RefSeq and is a predicted model, not a curated record.
AUGCAGCUUAGCGACUACUGGACAGCGUGGGAUAAAGCAAAGCCGACAAAAUGCCUCAACAUUUAUGCGGUAAUCUGGGUGCACGCCAUUAUAUGCAUCGUAGUAGACAUCUGGAUGCUGUCCAUCCCGCUUUACGAGGUCUUUCAUCUCCAGAUGACUUGGAUGAAGAAGUUCAGUGUGGCUCUGAUGUUCGUUGUUGGUACCUUUGUUACGGUUGUGUCCAUUCUCCGUCUCAGAUCGCUCAUUGCUUUCGGUGGCACCAGCAAUGUUACAUGGGAGCAGACAAACGUCGUCUUGUGGUCAGUCUACGAGAUCAAUGUUGGAAUCAUAUGCGCUUGCAUGCCGGCUCUCCGCUUGAUUCUGAUCCGCGCCUUUCCCAUGGUCAUCAGCACGAUACAAGGAAGUACUCAGCGAAGCAGCAGAAACCAUCAUGAAAUUGGAGGUCGUGCCAUAAAGAGAAACGUAGAUACGAUAGGAAGCGCCAAAAGUGGGAAAGAGAGCCUGGUCGUUGAGCCAAGCACGAUUACAUGUACUACGACAUUUGCGGUGCAGCACGAGGAAAGCGACGAAGAGGCUGAACUUGUUCAUAUGGAGAAUCUUAGUGAGAAGGUGAAAAGAAAGGGGGGUGACAGCUAUACUAGUGAGCUGGGCGUGUAG